GCCUGGCGGGCAAACUAAGGCUGCGGACUCUUGGGCGGUUCCGCGGGGCGUAGUCCGGAGAGCUGCGGGGCCGGGGUGCCCAGGGUUCACGCCACACUCUAGGAGGUGCCUGAGCGAGUGAGCUGGCCAGCGAACUCCGCGGGCUGGGACCAUGGGCUGCUUCUUCUCCAAGAGACGGAAGGCUGACAAGGAGUCGCGGCCCGAGAACGAGGAGGAGCGGCCAAAGCAGUACAGCUGGGAUCAGCGCGAGAAGGUUGAUCCAAAAGACUACAUGUUCAGUGGACUGAAGGAUGAAACAGUAGGUCGCUUACCUGGGACAGUAGCAGGACAACAGUUUCUCAUUCAAGACUGUGAGAACUGUAACAUCUAUAUUUUUGAUCACUCUGCUACAAUUACCAUUGAUGACUGUACUAACUGCAUAAUUUUUCUGGGACCCGUGAAAGGCAGCGUGUUUUUCCGGAAUUGCAGAGAUUGCAAGUGCACAUUAGCCUGCCAACAAUUUCGUGUGCGAGAUUGUAGAAAGCUGGAAGUCUUUUUGUGUUGUGCCACUCAACCCAUCAUUGAGUCUUCCUCAAAUAUCAAAUUUGGCUGUUUUCAAUGGUACUAUCCUGAAUUAGCUUUCCAGUUCAAAGAUGCAGGGCUAAGUAUCUUCAACAAUACAUGGAGUAACAUUCAUGACUUUACACCUGUGUCAGGAGAACUCAACUGGAGCCUUCUUCCAGAAGAUGCUGUGGUUCAGGACUAUGUUCCUAUACCUACUACUGAAGAGCUCAAAGCUGUUCGUGUUUCCACAGAAGCCAAUAGAAGCAUUGUUCCAAUAUCCCGGGGUCAGAGACAGAAGAGCAGCGAUGAAUCAUGCUUAGUGGUUUUAUUUGCUGGUGAUUAUACUAUUGCAAAUGCCAGGAAGCUAAUUGAUGAGAUGGUUGGUAAAGGCUUUUUCCUAGUUCAGACAAAGGAAGUGUCCAUGAAAGCUGAGGAUGCUCAAAGGGUUUUUCGGGAAAAAGCACCUGACUUCCUUCCUCUUGUGAACAAAGGUCCUGUUAUUGCCUUGGAGUUUAAUGGAGAUGGUGCUGUAGAAGGAUGUCAACUUAUUGUAAACGAGAUAUUCAAUGGGACCAAGAUGUUUGUAUCAGAAAGCAAGGAGACGGCAUCUGGAGAUGUAGACAGCUUCUACAACUUUGCUGAUAUACAGAUGGGAAUAUGAAGUGCAAUGUGGAACCAGGACUUGGUAUUAAGCCUUUCCCAACUUGUGAAUAUAGAAUUUGAUAAUAUGCUUUUGUGUAUUAGCAAUGGUUUUUACUAAUGCUAAAACUGUUAAAGUUUAUUUUUUAAUAAAUUGUUGACUAUUACAUCAUUUACUUGAGGUUCAAAAAUAAUUCAUUUUAAAUUAAGUAGUUUUAAUCAGCUUAAAAGCUAUUUAACCCACUUUAAUAAGCUUGCAGUUUUGCUUCUCCACAUAUGAUAUUCUUAUUAGAAAAUAGAAGUAGCUAACAGUUUAUUAUUUUAAUCCUAUUUAAAUGUUCUUUCAAAUCUCUAAUAAUGUAAACUUUCCUCAGUGCUCCAUGAUACUUUUUUUUUAAGACUACAUUUCAUUGCUUAUUUUACCUUUUUCAAUUUAGAGGGAUUUGUUACUAGUUGAUGAAUUAGAAUGAACCUAUGCACAUUUUUAUGUACACAUAUCCAGUUAUAUAAUUGCUUCCUAGUUGCAUUAUAUGGCAAAUGAGAUUUUGUACAUAGAGUUGACAUGAGACUUUGUAAAUUGAAUUUUUUAAAGAAAUAGGCAUUUGAUAACCAGCUUGGCAAGUAACUCUACUAACAGAUGUUGGUAUAGCUAUUUAAAGACUACUUCGUAAGUAGUAUGAUUAUUUGAAUAAAUUCCACAUUGUUUAGUUUUUUAAUGCAACUGCUAUAUGACUCUUCUGCUUCCUGGUAAGAAAAGGUAUAUGCAAUACUAAAACUAUAGAAGCCCAAUCACCAGCAGUUUUUAAAAAGGUGAUAACUUGUAUUAGCUCUUGCGGGCUAUCAAGAGAAUUGUGACUUUUAGGUAAGAAAUAGGCAUGAUGAUAAGCUAUGCAGAUUAUUAAAAAGCUUGAUACAUUUAGUUUUUCAUUAGAUAUGCCAUUCAUAUCAAGUAAUGUUCAAGUAUGAUAAAAUUAUUUUGGUUGCUUUAAAGCACUGUUUCCCAAAUCUACCUGAUCAUAAUAAUUUACUAGGAAGCAGAGGAGAGCUACUUGUUUAAAAAUCCACAUUCUUGGACCCAGUCCUCAGAUGCACGGAUUCAGUCUUCAGGGGAAACUCUGUUUUAAGCGGUAUGUUGUAAUCUAAAGUAAUUGGUUCAGGAGGUGUCAAUAGGUUGAACUUGUGAGAAGGCACUGAAUCUGCCAUCCGCAUCACAUAUAGCAGCUAUUAUGAAAUCAGCUUUCAUAGGCCUAUUUUUAAAAGGAAUCUGAAAUUUAAUUCUAUUUUGAUAAAACAAAGACUGCAAAUAACCACUUAUAAACAUUCCUAUGAUUGUUACUAAAAUGUAUUUUCAUGUUUAAAAUGUUUUUGGAUAUUUUUGGGUUAAUAACUACUACAUUGAAUUGCAUGUUAAGGUGCAAAAAUAAUACAUUAAAAGAUUUUCACUUUAAAUUAAUUAGUAGUAUUGAGCGCUCACCCUGUGCGUGGCCUUGUGCUAACCAUUAGCACUGCAUCAUUUCAAUUCUUUUAUAAGGGCAUUCAAUACUACAAAAUCAAUAUGAUUUCAUAAGGUGCAAAUAAAAGUUGGUGACAGAUUUAAUAUAAUUUUGAUCACAAUUUACAAAUGAUCUUUGCAAAUAGUGGUCAGAGGGCAUUAGUUUUUCCCUUAGUUAAGCUAAAUUAAAGGGACUCCAUCCUGUUAUGAUUAUUAUUAUUAUUAUUUUGAGAUGGAGU
This is a messenger RNA of Macaca mulatta (Rhesus monkey), 2913 nucleotides long. RefSeq names its product RP2 activator of ARL3 GTPase (gene RP2). Gene Ontology annotation, biological process: post-Golgi vesicle-mediated transport. Gene Ontology annotation, cellular component: cilium; periciliary membrane compartment. The record is from RefSeq and is marked provisional. Gene Ontology annotation, molecular function: GTPase activator activity. NCBI's taxonomy places the organism in Eukaryota, Metazoa, Chordata, Mammalia, Primates, Cercopithecidae.